Neoarius graeffei (lesser salmon catfish) is the source of this 5140-nucleotide messenger RNA. It is a transcript of the gene stk38a, whose product is annotated as serine/threonine kinase 38a. The transcript has 14 exons. The record is from RefSeq and is a predicted model, not a curated record. Lineage: Eukaryota; Metazoa; Chordata; Actinopteri; Siluriformes; Ariidae. Gene Ontology annotation, biological process: peptidyl-serine phosphorylation; intracellular signal transduction. Gene Ontology annotation, molecular function: ATP binding; protein serine/threonine kinase activity. The coding region runs from base 112 to 1515 and encodes 467 amino acids.
GACAUUUAAACAAAGGACAGCCAUAAAAGCAUGUAUGCACAUGAAAGUGUUUUCGUCUGUGAAUGACAGAGAGAAAGAAUGAACUGAUGAGACGGCCUGACACCGGUAACCAUGGCAAUGACUGGUCAGACGUCCUGUUCCUCCAUGAGCAACCACACCAAGGAGCGGGUCACUAUGGCCAAAGUGACCCUGGAGAACUUCUACAGCAACCUGAUCUCUCAGCAUGAGGAGAGGGAGAUGAGGCAGCAGAAACUGGAGAAGGUGAUGGAUCAAGAGGGACUAGCUGAUGAAGAGAAGCGUAUUCGGCGCUCCCAGCAUGCAAGGAAGGAGACAGAGUUUCUGCGGCUCAAACGAACCCGUCUUGGAUUAGAUGACUUUGAGUCACUCAAGGUGAUCGGUCGUGGUGCUUUCGGAGAGGUACGUCUGGUUCAGAAGAAAGACACAGGCCAUGUGUAUGCCAUGAAGAUCUUGCGCAAAGCUGAUAUGCUUGAGAAGGAACAGGUCGGUCAUAUACGGGCUGAAAGGGACAUUCUGGUGGAGGCAGACAGUCUGUGGGUUGUGAAGAUGUUCUACAGCUUUCAGGACAAGAUGAACCUCUAUCUCAUAAUGGAGUUCCUACCCGGCGGAGACAUGAUGACACUGUUGAUGAAGAAAGACACUCUAACGGAAGAGGCUACGCAGUUUUACAUUGCUGAGACGGUGCUAGCCAUUGACUCCAUCCACCAACUGGGUUUCAUCCACAGAGAUAUUAAACCUGACAACCUGCUGCUGGAUUCAAAGGGCCAUGUGAAGCUGUCUGAUUUUGGAUUGUGUACAGGGCUUAAGAAGGCUCACAGGACAGAAUUCUACAGAAAUCUCAACCACAGCCUGCCCAGCGAUUUUACGUUCCAAAACAUGAACUCAAAAAGAAAAGCAGAGACAUGGAAAAGAAACCGGAGACAGCUGGCCUUCUCCACUGUUGGAACCCCUGACUACAUCGCUCCAGAAGUAUUUCUGCAGAACGGAUACAAUAAACUCUGUGAUUGGUGGAGCCUGGGGGUCAUCAUGUACGAGAUGCUUAUCGGUUACCCACCCUUCUGCUCAGAGACUCCUCAGGAGACGUACAGGAAGGUGAUGAAUUGGCGGGAAACGCUGACUUUCCCCCCCGAAGUUCCCAUUUCAGAGAAGGCAAAGGAUCUUAUUCUCAGGUUCUGCUGCGAGAGUGAAAACAGGAUUGGCGCUGCUGGAGUUGAAGAGAUCAAAUCCAAUCCUUUCUUUGAAGGGGUGGACUAUGACCAUAUCAGGGAGAGACCCGCUGCCAUUCCAAUCGAGAUUAAAAGCAUCGAUGACACGUCAAACUUCGACGAGUUUCCAGAUUCAGACAUCCUCCAACCAACAUCAUCUGUUGUGUCGAACCACAGUGAAGCUGAUUUAAAGAGCAAAGACUGGGUCUUCAUUAACUACACGUACAAGCGCUUCGAGGGCCUGACUGCCCGGGGGGCCAUUCCCUCCUAUAUGAAAUCAGGGAAGAGAUAAACACAGAACCUGCACAGAGCAUGUGUUUGUCCUUUACGGAGCCCUUUCCCAUUGCUUCUCAUCACUGCGGAUCGGUCGGCAUCUCCAAACUUGUCUGUUUCUUGUGGGCCACGCUGUGAUGCAUUCAUGGUAGUGGACUCGUUCUCUUCCAGCACUUCCUACCAUUUUAUUACCCAAGCGUCUUUAGUAGGAGCUGCUAAAGCUAUUUCUAGUCGCCUCCCCCCCCAGACUAGGAAUGCAAAUUCUUGUCCCCUGAAUAGAGAGAAUUUUUUUUUCUGACUUGAUUAACAAUUUAUGUAGAAGACUAGAAUGUGGCCAGUCCACUUUCAACCAGGGAUUUGAGUUUAGUUAGCGUAAUCAAAUCCCAUCGAAGAAUUCUGCUCCGUUUCAACCUAAACGUCAUCUGCUGUAGAAAUGAAUUUACACAUUUUCAGUAAACAAAAGUAGGACACCUUUUUUUUUUCUUUUUUUUUUAUAAAAAAGUCCAAGAAUUUGGAUACAUUUGGUUUUUAUCCUUGUUUGUGUGUGUUUAUUAUAUAUAUAAAAUAUAAUGUUUGAGAGUGCUUGCCAUUACAUGCUUCACCUUACUGGCAAUGGCAAAAUGCAAGGGGCUUCUCUUUUUGGUUAUGCAAACAGUUUUCAGUGCUUGAAAGCCAAUUAUAAUGUUUGAACCUGCCUCCAGGGACAGACAUUGCCUUAAAUUUGGAUACUAGACGAAUGUUCCACUUGUUAUACCAGCAAAAUGUCCCUCUUCUAGACCUGCACACUGAAGCAAACAUUUUUUCCUCGGUUUACUUUCUUUUCCGUAUACCAGCCAGCAAUGAUGACCAAGUGACGUAUUGUAGACCAGCAUAUUUAUCGUAAUUAUUUCAACUGCAGAUGUAACUUUACCUUGUGAUUUUUACAUUUGCUAGAUGUUCGUAUCCGUACUAAAUUCGAAUCUUUUUUUUUUUUUCCUUAAAAGGGCUCAUUGUUCAUGUUUACCUUGUUCAGUUUGGGAACAAAGCAUGAGUCGGAUGAGCGUGUACUGAAUUCGCUUAUUUGAUUAUAUACUCUGCAGUCUUCCACGUUGAUACCGGGCUGAAAAAGCAUGUUAAUAGCAAAGCAAUAUUUUACCAAAGACUUGUUACUUUUAGCAGCUCAUGCACCCUUGUUAUGCCUUCGAGGAGCUUGAUUUGUACUCGAAAUUUGAGGUUUCUGCCUUGUAGAGUAGUGGCGAAAAAUAAAAUAAACACACAAAAUUAUUUAUCAUGGGACAGUAGCUGUCUAUUGUCGUCAUUCCAGCACUAUUUGUGUAGAAAACUCACUCAUCGUGAUUUAAGGAACGUUUGCGGGAGUCUGCAGACGUUGUAUGACUCGGACGGAUAGGUCUCACUCAGUUACAUUUCGAUAGGUUCUUUCAUCAGCAUCAUGUUAAAACGAAAUCCUGUUCUCAAUAAGCUGAGUUGUUUUGUGUCAUUAUUAGACUGUCCUGGUGUUGUAGCUAAGAUCAAUCCAAUCUAGAUUUAGCUUUGACUCAGCUGGAUUCGAAAACCAGAUCCAAUUAGAGCUAAUUGUACUUUCGGUCCAAACUUCUGCUGAAUUGUAACUAUUGAUUUGUUCCGUCUGACUGAAGCAGGAGAAUGUAAGGAGGUUUCUUAUUUUGCAAUACAAAAUGCUGUUGUUUAAGCAAAUUACUAUCCGCAUGGCCUCACAAAUCCAAAAAUGCUGUUGAUUUUAUGAUGAAAAGAAAAAGCACCAUUGUGGGACUUUUUCCAAAAUGCUGUAGUUUUUAUAUUUCAGGAGCUAUACAAGGGAGCAUUUGCGUUUUGUAAAUUAGAGCAUUAUUUCAUUGAUCGUGUAGUCGGGCCAUUCUGCUCGCAUGAUUUUGCAUGAGCGCUGCUCAAACGUUGGAUGAUAUCUGAAUGGCACAGAGUUCGCGUUUAAUUACUUUUAAACUCUAUUCUUCUUCUUCUUCUGUUGCCGUGUCCCUCUGUUCCAGCACUGUGCAGUUUGUUACUUGGGAACAAAACGUUCCUUCUUGUUCAGAGUUUAUUUGUGAGAACAUGCUUGUUCAAGCUAUACACACAACACCCAUUUGACUGCUGGAACAAUAAAAAAGACGUGCUGAAGUGACUCAUUCUCAAAAUGGAAACUGGUGGGUUUUGUAGUAGGCCUCAUUUAUCAGGCUGGAUACGAACGUUUGUUUAUUCGUGAAUCUUUUACCCAAUAUAGUUUGUUCAGGAAAACGUUUAUAUCCUGGACAUGGGGAAGCCAUGGCCUCAUGGUUCGAAAAGCAGCUUUGGGACCCAAAGGUUGCCAGUUUAAUUCCCUGGACCAGCAGGAAUGGCUGAAGUGCCCUUGAGCAAGGCACCUAACCCUUAACCGCUCCCCAGGCUGCUCUGGGUAUGUUGUACGCCACUCCUGGAUAACAGCGUCCGCUAAAUGCCAUUUAAUGUAAUGUACAAACGCCUGGAUUUGUGUAAAUUUGCGUAUAAGGAGAAUCACGAACGUGAACCUUAGCUGAUAGACUUCAGAUCGUGUAAUCAACAAUAACGUGAAAUCAUUUAUGUAUUUUAGUUACAUAAACACAUUUUAGGAAGUCUAGCGAGACCUUUUAUAUUAAAGAAAGCAAAACCAAGCCCAUAAAUUAAUACAAAUAAAACCAGCCGUAUAAUUAUGACCAAAGUAACGGCACCCUAUAAAGGAGGAAGCGUUAGUCUGUGCCUAUGGUAGCUGAUGUGGUACAGUGGCUGAGCUGCAUUAUUGGAAGAUCAGCAUAUACCGCGCAUAGGAGGCGCUCUUUCGUCGGUUAUUCGUCAUUUUCAGCUCUUCGAGUUUUGUGAUGGUCACUAAAUGUGAACCAGCCAUGCUACGAGAGCGCUUGGCAUUCACUCGCAUACACACGUGAUUAUAAAGAAAAUCAGUGUUACCCAAAUUUUUGGUUCGUUUGGGUUUUGAAAACAUUUCCAUACAAUUUUUGUGAAAGACUGAUAAAUGAGGCCGAAGGUUUAGAUCUCAGAUUGCACUGUUUAAGAGAUGGAAGUUUCGACAUUAUGACAUUUUGGGAACGUUCUGUUGCACAGAGGUUUAGUCACAGCUGAAGCGAUGUACAUUUGAUUUACUUUCACGGUAUGUAUAGUCCACACAGAAGGCUGUUCUAAAAAAACACUGGUCGAUUAUAUUUACCUUUUCACACAAUCAUUACAGUAGUCUAGUCUUUCUGGCUAAUUUUGGAAGAUUUAUAUACUUACUAGAACCUUCUGGAAUAAAGUGUGUGUGUGUGUGUGUGUGUGUGUGUGUGUGUGUGUGUGUGUGUUUAAGGGGUUUGUAUUGUAAGGGAUUUAUGGCUUAUUUAUUCAACCAGGAAUGUGUUUGAGAGCGUCCCUGGACUUGAGAAGAGUAGCAAAGAAGAAUGAGCUUGCUGUUCUUUUAAAGUAUAAAAUCUAAUAUAAAAACCGCUCCUGGGUUCUAUAAUGUUGCAUUCUACUGUGAGACGAUGAAGUCGGGCCUCUCUCUGCCUUAAUAUUAAGUUUGUAGAUUGUAGCUUCACUUCAUAGAGCACCUUUACUGGUUUGUUAUUGAGGGAGUUUGUGGGGAGCACACAAUUUUAAUGUUAUAAUUCAAUAAAGCACCAGUUUAUUUA